UAUGUUAGAGUGAGCGUCAUAUGUGUCUAUAUAUGUAUGUAGAUGAACACGUUGUAGUGAACGGUGGUGAGAAUAGCAUGAGCUACCUCAUCACUUUGUGUGUAUUUAUACCUCAAUAAACUUAUUUCAAUUCAUUGCAGUAUAGUAUUACCAUGACGGUGCUCUCGCGGAUAGUCAAUGGCAUGCAAUAUAGAAGGCACUUACCAUUACAGCCGUCUCUCUUCACGUGUUUUGGGAAAGGAUAUGGCUCUCCAACCACUGUUAUGACACGUGGACUUCGGCAGCCACGACGAAGGAUACGACAAGGUGGAAUGAAUCUGGCACCGAAUGAUCUUCUAGACGCUCCUAAUGUAAAUAAUAUGAGUCGUGGCUUAGCCAAAAGUCUGUUAUUUGCUGGAGGCUUUUGCAGCACUACAUUUCUUGCUGCAACAAUAUGGAAAUAUGAAUCACUACGAUCCCAGCUACAACACAAUUCAUGGAUGAACUGGGCAAAUAAGCAAUUGAAUAAUUUAGAAGGAUGGGAUCACAAACAAGGUGAAUUUCGAAAAGCAAUAAAUAAGUGGUGGAAUGGGCUUAGUGAAGGUCAGAAGGUGUUUUGGCCAAUUUGCUUCAUUAAUGCUGUUGUGUUUGCAUGUUGGAACAAACCGUCUUUUCAGCAGACCAUGCUACGCUACUUCUGUUCCAAUCCAGCAGCCCGUGCUGUAUGUUGGCCAAUGUUCCUCAGCACUUUUAGUCAUUUUGCAUUUUUACAUUUUGGUAUGAAUAUGUAUGUAUUACAUAGUUUUAGUUCUGGUGUGUGUGGAUCAUUAGGUAGAGAGCAAUUUGUUGCCAUGUAUCUGAGUGGUGGCGUGAUAUCAUCUCUUGCUAGUCACACAUUUAAAGUAGUUAUGCGAUGCCCAGGACCAUCAUUAGGUGCCUCUGGGGCCAUUAUGGCCCUGCUUGGUUACUUUUGUACUCAAUAUCCAAAUGCACAACUUGGAAUCGUCUUCAUUCCUGGCCUUAAUUUUUCUGCCGACACUGCUCUUAAGGGAGUAAUGUGUCUGGAUGCUGUGGGAAUGGCCCUUGGGUGGCGUGUUUUUGACCAUGCUGCUCACUUAGGAGGAGCUCUCUUUGGACUUAUCUAUGCCUGCUAUGGACCAAAAUAUAUUUGGGGUAACAGCCAACCACUGAUGAAAAAGUGGCACGAGUUAAGAAAUGAAAUUAAUAACAGAGUGGAAGGAAGCAAAACAAGAGAGGAAUAGAAUUCUCAAUGAGUUUGUGAGACCAACAAUCUACAUGUGGUUACAGUGGAUAUGUUCUCAUGUUUAUGUAGAAUAUUCACAGGUAAAUUGAAGCAACCAUAAGCUAAUUUUAGUCUUGCUUUAAUUUUGUUAUGUUAAGGAAAUGUUUUGCAAAAUUACAUUUUGUAUAAACUAUGGUUUAAAAAUUAUCUUCCCAAAUUUAUAACAAAAUUUUCACAUUUGUAACUUGGCCUAACACAGGGUGUGCUGUACUUGGGCCCCCCCAAAAAGGGGGGGGGGGGAAUAAAUAUUACUUAUAAAAAAGUAGAAUUUAUCUUGCAAUUUUUAAUUUCAUGAAUUAUUAAUUGCAUUGUUUGUGCAUGGAAUUUUAUCCAUCGUGAGAUUUGUUAAAUUAUUUGAGAAAGACCUCAACUGAACAAAUAUCUCAUGAAGUACAGAACUGGGUAUAGGUUUUCCCACUUUUUUUUGUCUGAAUACUGUACAUGUUAUCAGUCAUACCAAUUCUCAUUAAAGUGUAUUUAAAAAAUUUAUAUACAGUAACAAGACAGUCUGUUGCAAUAAAACAUUACAAUGUAUUUGCACUUAUUAAAAAGCUCAUGGUUUGAGCUGUGGGGUUUUAUAUGUUUUGUUGAGAAUGAAAACCAAAACUCAAAGGUGUUCUUGAUACUUUAAAGUAUGUGAACAAGACUUAUUUGUUUUUCCUUUUUUUAAGAUUUUAUUUCUGUCUUGUACAAGUAAUGUCUUGUAGCUUCCUGUUGUAAAUAUUAAAACAGUUUCCAGGGAAUCUGCUCGGAACUAUUAUAUGAUAGACUGCUGUGGAUUAUAACUGAUAAAUAAUAUUUCCUUACUGUGAUUUAUUUUAUCUAUACAUACUUCAUAAUGAAGCAGGUUCAAAGGUCAGGAUGAUUAACAACAUACUGCUGCCAUCACCUACACCAUUGUCAUUAAUUCAUCAUCAUCGCAAUCAUCAUCCUUGUCAUUAUCACUAAUUUUUGUGCCCAUUUGCAUUUCAAAGCUAUGGAUUUAGGGAAGGGAUCUUCCAUUCCAGACUUGUUAGAUGCAAACCGUUUCCAUAUCUCAGAGUGCAUACAGUAGCAGUGCUUGCAACACUAAUGAAUUUUGCUUGUUAGUGCCUGUCAUCACUGCCUCAUACUAAUUAGAGUUUGAGACAAAUUAGGUUUUCUUCCUUAAACCUUAAAAAGUUCAGAUUUGAAAGUAAUAAGUUCUUAAAAUACAGUUGAGAAUGAUUAGUAUACAGUGCUCAUAUGCUAAUUGUAGAGAAACACUAUGCUGCAAGUUGAUAUAUAUUGGAGAUAAUGUCUUGUCUGAAAUAGCCAUAUCAAUUUAACCGUUACAGAUGGCUAUUGUUUGUAAAGGGCAAGAUGCAGUUUUGUGAUUGCUACACCCUAGACUGUCUUAUGAGAAGGUGUAUUUUUUUGUAUUUUUUUUUGUAAUUGAGUUUGGAAUUUUCCAAUCUCCUAUAUUCAAACCUGACCUGUCAAUUAAAUUUUGUAUAAUGUAUAUAAAUAUUUUGAUUAUAAAAAUGUAAAUAUAAUUAUAUACUGUACUUAUU
Procambarus clarkii (red swamp crayfish) is the source of this 2814-nucleotide messenger RNA. It is a transcript of the gene rho-7, whose product is annotated as rhomboid family intramembrane serine protease rho-7. Gene Ontology annotation, molecular function: serine-type endopeptidase activity. Gene Ontology annotation, cellular component: membrane. NCBI's taxonomy places the organism in Eukaryota, Metazoa, Arthropoda, Malacostraca, Decapoda, Cambaridae. The record is from RefSeq and is a predicted model, not a curated record.